AUGCUCAUCACAGAAUCACACAAAGAUAUGCCGACCAAGGCCGGCGGUGACAUGAGAAUCUUCAUCUUUCACCCCACCAUCCCAAACUACCCAAAAGCAAAGUUCCCUGGCGUCGUCGUCUUCUCCGAAAUCUAUCAAGUCACUGGUCCUGUGGCUCGCUUCGCGCGACAAAUUGCUUCCCAGGGCUAUAUUGUUGCAGCGCCCUCGUCCUAUCACGAAUUCACCGGCCCCGAACCACUUGCUUACGAUGGCCCUGGAACUGACAAGGGCAACGAGUGGAAGAUAACAAAGACCGUCCAAGCCUACGAUGAAGACGCCGCCUUAUCAAUCGAUGCACUGCUUGACCUGCCAACCUGCAAUGGCAGGGUUGGUGCCACUGGCAUGUGCCUGGGUGGGCAUUUGGCAUACCGCUGUGCUCUGGAUCCCCGUGUCGUUUCGGCAAUCUGCUACUUUGCGACCGACAUUCACAGCGCCACAUUAGGAAAAGGCAAGAAGGACGAUUCGCUUGCUCGCGCAAAAGACAUCAAGGGGGAACUCGUCAUGAUAUUCGGUAAAAUGGACACCCACGUACCACCCGCGGGCCGCGACUUGAUCAGAAAGACGCUCCAUGAAGCCGGUGUUACCUUUUCAUUCUACGAGCCGGCUUGGGCCCAACACGCUUUUAUUCGCGACGAACUAAGCAAGGGACGCUAUGAUGCUGCUCUCUCAGGCAUCUGUUUUGAGAUGCUCAAAGAGCUCUUCAACCGCACACUACGCUCUGAUCUCGGACCACCAUCUGGCACCGAUGUCGAGGUUGAGGAUGUGUGUUGAACUUGGCCGAUGGCCCAUUCGCAAGUGUGGAGACUGAUAUUAUAAAACCACGUCCCUUUUUGGAAGCCCUUUAAUAGAUCCAAUUAGUGGUCGAGCAUACGC
Molecule: messenger RNA, 912 nt
Organism: Exserohilum turcica Et28A
Lineage: Eukaryota; Fungi; Ascomycota; Dothideomycetes; Pleosporales; Pleosporaceae
Exons: 5
Coding region: 1-810 (269 amino acids)
Molecular function (GO): hydrolase activity
Source: RefSeq, a predicted model, not a curated record